Messenger RNA from Xyrichtys novacula (pearly razorfish), 282 nucleotides. The record is from the annotation of a GenBank genome assembly. NCBI's taxonomy places the organism in Eukaryota, Metazoa, Chordata, Actinopteri, Labriformes, Labridae.
AUGCAGCGUGCCCUGGACACCAUGUCCUUUAUCUACAGCUCACUAGGACUUGCGAUCAACACCCCAAAAACUGAGGUCAUGAUACAGGAGAGGUGUCCAUCCUCUGUCAAUCCAGUGUUCAGCAUCAAUGGUACACCCCUCCAGACCGUCCAGCAGUUUUGUUACCUUGGCAGUAUGUUAACACCUGCCUGCCACAUUGACCACGACAUCGAGGCCCGUAUCAAUCUGGUCUCAGCUGCCUUUGGUAGACUGCGCUCUUGUGUCUUUGAGAACCGCACUUAA